AUGGCUGUAGGGUGGCAUCGUCCGACAAGGUUAUUAAUUGAUACACAAGCAAUUAAGGCAAAUGUAGAAAAUGAAAGGCAGCGAAUGCCACAAGGUUCGGUGUUGUUCGCUGUUGUAAAAGCAAACGGAUAUGGACAUGGAGCUGUCGAGACAGCGCGUGCGGCAAAAGAAGGUGGAGCUUCUGGUUUUUGUGUUGCCCUCUUGGAUGAAGCUAUUGAAUUGCGACAAGCCGGAAUCACUGAACCCAUUCUCAUUUUAAGUGUGGUCGAUCCCGCCUAUAUUCCGUCACUUUUAAUGUAUGGAAUAUCUGUGACUGUAGCUACAAGGGAGUGGUUAGUUGAGGCAGCCGAGCAAUUAAAAGAAGAGUCGUAUGAACAGCCGUUAAACGUACAUAUAAAGGUCGAUACUGGCAUGGGCAGAAUUGGCUUUACUUCACCACAGGCAACGAAAGAGGCAGCUUUAUUUAUCAAGAACAAUCCUAAUUUUCACCUGGAAGGGAUAUUUACGCACUGCUCAACAGCAGAUUUAAAAGAUUCAACCUAUUUUGAUCAGCAAACGGCACGAUUUAAGGAAAACUUGGACCAACUUUCUGAAUUACCAAGGUAUGUGCAUAUCAGCAAUAGUGCGACGGCGUUAUGGCACCCUGAUAAUGUGGGCAAUAUGAUUCGGUUUGGAGUUGCGAUGUAUGGUUUGAAUCCCUCAGGUCGAUCGCUUCCGGAGCCAUAUCCACUGCAACCAGCAUUAACAUUGAUUUCAUCACUGAUUCAAGUGAAAGAACUGCUCCCUGGCGAAGGCAUCGGGUACGGAAAGACCUAUACAACGAACCAAAGAGAGUGGGUUGGAACCAUUCCUAUCGGCUAUGCAGACGGGUGGCUUCGUCAUUUACAAGGGUUCUCGGUACUCGUCAAUGGAUACCCGUGCGAAAUCAUCGGACGAAUCUGUAUGGAUCAGUGCAUGAUUCGAUUGCCGAAACAGGUGCCCGUGGGUACUAAAGUGACAUUAAUCGGCGAGGACCAAGGUCAAACGAUUACGAUGCAGAUGGUAGCUGAAAAGUUAGGAACGAUUAAUUAUGAGGUCGCGUGUACAUUUUCACAACGGAUACCAAGAGAAUAUACAAAUAAAAUAGGUAAUUCGAAAUGGUCAAAAGAAGUGACACAUAUGUUGGAGACUUAUCCCUUAUUAUCGGUUGCGGAUAAGGUUCGACCGGUUGGUAAAACGUAA
Molecule: messenger RNA, 1221 nt
Organism: Zerene cesonia (dogface butterfly)
Lineage: Eukaryota; Metazoa; Arthropoda; Insecta; Lepidoptera; Pieridae
Product: alanine racemase-like
Exons: 1
Coding region: 1-1221 (406 amino acids)
Biological process (GO): D-alanine biosynthetic process; peptidoglycan biosynthetic process
Cellular component (GO): cytosol
Molecular function (GO): alanine racemase activity; pyridoxal phosphate binding
Source: RefSeq, a predicted model, not a curated record